This is a messenger RNA of Mytilus trossulus (common blue mussel), 1098 nucleotides long. RefSeq lists its product as uncharacterized. The record is from RefSeq and is a predicted model, not a curated record. The transcript has a single exon. Bases 1 to 1098 code for a protein of 365 amino acids. Lineage: Eukaryota; Metazoa; Mollusca; Bivalvia; Mytilida; Mytilidae.
AUGUCCCUAUCACAUGGACAAUAUGCGAUACAAUGUCAGUUAUGUGAAGGAGACCCUAAAGUAAAAUGGAAUUGUCUCGACUGUGAAUUAUUGAUGUGUAGUAAAUGUAAAGAUAAAGUACAUUCUAAAUUCAAGUCGGAAAAAGUCCAUAGAAUCAUUGAUAUAAAGGAUGUAGGCCAACAAAGCAAGUGUGAAGAACCAGAAGAGAGAGUAAGCAGUUCUCCAACUAAUGUUAAACUUAAAAACAUUAAAGAAUACAAGACUAGAACAGUGGACAUCAGUUUUUUGGCAGUAUCCCUGGAUGGUUCAUUAUGGAUUGGUGAUGGAGAUAAGGAGGAAGGUUUCCACCUCUUUACAUCAUAUACAGCCCUACAGAAUGUUAAACUUGUAGGGGAUAAGGUGAAGGUCCUUUCCAGUUUUAACAUUGAGGUAUAUGAUAUAGCUGUUACACCUUCCAAUGACAUUUUACUGGCUAUAGAGGGAUCAAGACUGAAGCAGAUCAAGGCUGGAUCUAAUAAAGUGUCUGAUUCUGUGUACUUUGUAGAACUGUCUUAUAUCACUAGUGUUCAUGUGACUAAAGAUGGCAGAGUGAUAGUAGGUGGAGGUAAAGUGAUUGUUGUUAUGGACACAGAUGUUAAAUAUCUAGCAAGGUAUGAAGAGGAUGAAAACAAGAAACCUAUAUUUGAUGGAACUAUUUGGUCUACAACCAGUACCCUGAAUGGUAAUAUUUUUGUGGCCCAGCCAUAUUUUAAUCCAAGAGUAGUUGUUUUAUGUAAAGGAGAUGUCAUCAAUAAUUACACAGGACCUCCUUCCAUCAAAAGUCAAAGAAGGUUCAAUCCUCGGUCAGUUAUAACCACACCAAUGGACCAUGUUAUUGUAGCUGACUGUUUUAAUCAUUCACUACAUAUACUGGACAAUACUGGUCAUCUACUGACCACCUACAAUACCAAAGACAUAGGUAUAGAAUAUCCACGAUCUCUAACCAUUACUAUGGAAGGACCCUUUGCAGUGUUGUAUAUAGGAUGUCGUAAUACAGGGUCAUGUGAAGACAGUUCUGACACUGGACAGCUGUACAAAACGAAUAUUAUGGGAUGUUAA